GUGCUUAGCGUCUGCUCUCCGCUGGCAUUACUGCGAUUGAGGGGGUCGCCGCUGGACGCCGGACUGCAGCAGUACCCAGCUCCCUAAAUUGUGACAAUUGAUUUCAAUUUGUUCUGCGCCGGUUAAGGGGAGCGCCCUCCGACAACGAUGUUUGAAUCGAUGCUGAAUCUGUGCGCGGGUCGCAUGGUCGCGGACUCGACUACCUCUGGAAUGGAUGGUCGAGAUGUGACCAAGACGAUGAUUUGCCGAGCCUGUCUGGUGCUGCUGGGGCCCCAGGAUGCCUCGUACCACCUGGACAGCGAAGAGGACUUGGCUAGGAAGUAUUUCGGCUGCACUGGAGGCGAUCCGGAGAAGGCAUUCGCUCCGCAGGACGAAGACUUGCCACCCCAGUUGGUCCUGAAAAGCAUCUGCGAAUGCUGCUACCAACUGGUGCAAAAAUUCCACGACUUUCAACGCAUGUGCGAAGAGUCCUUGCGCAAUUUUGAGAAGCUGCUCCUAGACAUCGACUUUGAGUGCACUAAAAAUCAGAAUGAUAUCAAUACACGCCUCUUGGAUACCCCCUCGGAAAGCCAUGAGUCCACUAAUCAGGAAGCCCACAUGGACGCACCCUGCAGCGAAUCAGCCGAAGAGAUUGAGGAGGUAUACAUAAUUGAGGACGAGGCUGCCAAACAGGAUAUUGGAAAAGAGAUGUUACCCGUUUCGUCCAUUAGAAAGUUGCUGAAAGGAAGGAGACGGAGAGGUGAAAGACUCACCCUCGAGUGCAGCAUAUGCCGCCGAGGCUUCUACAAAUCCGCGCUGCUGGAGGCCCACAUGAAGCAACACGAGGGUCUGAAACCGUAUACCUGCGUCCAUUGUGCCAAGAGUUAUGCGAGGGCCAAUCUGCUAGACACGCACCUGCGGGAGAGGCAUCAUAAUCCGUCCGCGAGGGCAACCUAUCCCUGCCCGAACUGCAAUAAAGUGUACACAGCUGAUCGAAGUCUCAAAUAUCACUCAAAGAGGGCACACCAAGUGACUCAUAGGCCAGAUACCUCCGACUCCCUGCACAUUUGCGAACAGUGCGGAAAGUCCUUUGUGCGCAGGGCCCUUCUCACACGUCACAAAAGGAUCCAUGGAAACGAGGAGUAUCGGAAGUACUCCUGCGAUUUCUGUGACCAUAGAUUCUACACCAAGGAGAACAUGGUGGACCAUACGCAGCGAAGACACGGCAACAAGACCCUACUCAGGUGCCGAAAGUGCGGACGCAUUUUCAGGAGCAGCUCAACCCUCAGCACUCACCUGAAAAAACACGAGGUGGCCAGCGGAUAAUGUAGUUCAAUAAUUUGUUUUAUUUGUGGUUUCAAUAACAUCAAGCUAACUCAACUGUUACAA
Drosophila biarmipes is the source of this 1368-nucleotide messenger RNA. RefSeq names its product zinc finger protein 629. Gene Ontology annotation, molecular function: zinc ion binding; DNA-binding transcription factor activity, RNA polymerase II-specific; RNA polymerase II cis-regulatory region sequence-specific DNA binding. The record is from RefSeq and is a predicted model, not a curated record. Gene Ontology annotation, biological process: regulation of transcription by RNA polymerase II. Gene Ontology annotation, cellular component: nucleus. The transcript is spliced from 2 exons. Bases 148 to 1305 code for a protein of 385 amino acids. Lineage: Eukaryota; Metazoa; Arthropoda; Insecta; Diptera; Drosophilidae.